This is a messenger RNA of Frankliniella occidentalis (western flower thrips), 2163 nucleotides long. RefSeq names its product DNA repair protein complementing XP-A cells homolog (gene Xpac). Gene Ontology annotation, molecular function: damaged DNA binding. NCBI's taxonomy places the organism in Eukaryota, Metazoa, Arthropoda, Insecta, Thysanoptera, Thripidae. The transcript has 6 exons. The record is from RefSeq and is a predicted model, not a curated record. Gene Ontology annotation, cellular component: nucleotide-excision repair factor 1 complex. Gene Ontology annotation, biological process: base-excision repair; UV-damage excision repair; nucleotide-excision repair, DNA damage recognition. The coding region runs from base 228 to 1049 and encodes 273 amino acids.
CGAAGCGAAAAUUACUGACUGUUAUUGUUCGGUCUUCGAUUGACAUUUUAUAUUUUGUAAGAGGUUAGAUUAGUUAGAUGCAAUUUAAUGCGGCAUUUGAAAACUUUGGCUAGCCAUCUGGAACUUCUAGCCGGAACGGAAUAGUCAGAGCCUCAGUCGAACACUUACUCUCAAAUCCUCUAAGACUUCCGAAUCGUGUCACGACCUAAAAGUAAAGCUCUGAUACAAUGUCAGAAGAAGAUAGCUUAGAUGUGAAACCAAUCAUCAGUUCUCUGACUGCUGCACAGAGAGCACUCAUUGAAAAAAACAGACUAAAAGCGUUAGAGAUUCGAAGAGCUAAAUUAUUGCCACAUCCUUAUGCUAAAGUUGAUAAAUCAGCUGCUGAAAAAACUGUUACACGCUCCAAAAGCAAUAAAAUUGUUGAUACUGGUGGAGGAUUUUUGCUUGAAGAAGUAGAUGAGGGAAACCUGUUCAAUGACAAUCCAGAAGUUGUCAAGGACCCAGGACCUAUCUUACCUCCUGACUGUCCCAUUUGUGAAGAAUGUCAGAAGGAGUUCUCUGAUUCUUGGUUGCUGAAGUCAUUCAAUCAUUCUGUAUGUGAUGGUUGCAGAGACAAUGAAGACAAACAUGCACUUAUCACAAGGACAGAUGCUAAAACUGAAUACCUACUGAAGGACUGCGAUCUUGACAAAAGACUCCCAUGCCUUAAGUUUAUUGUGAGGAAAAACCCUCAUAAUCCUCGUUGGGGUGACAUGAAGCUAUACCUCCACUUGCAGAUUGAAAAACGAGCAUUGGAAGUGUGGGGAUCAGAAGAAGCAUUAUUGGAAGAAAAAGAGGCGAGAGAUGAAAAACGAAAUGCCUCGAAAGUGAAGAAGUACAACAAGCAGUUAAAAGCCCUUCGGAUGAGUGUGAGGAGCAGCCUGUAUGACCGUACUUCAGCAGCAGCUCACACACAUACCUUUGGUGCAGAGUCUUACAAUGAAGAAGACGACACUUACACUCGUUCUUGCACAACAUGUAAUUUUACUGACACUUUUGAAAAGAUGUGAUCCCACUCUUUUUUAUGGUCACACAUCUCAUAUGUGUGUGUUUCUUUUUAUUGUUUUCUUUUCUGAAGUAACUACUAUAUUUAUUUCACUCUAAGCAGCACACAAUUCUUAUCUGGACCCUAUAUAUUACUGGAGAGUCACAGAAACUACUCUCACAUUAUCUCAAAAUAGGUUCAUGAUUCUAAGCUGCACUUCGACUUUCUGGUUCCAUGAUUGAAAAAAGGGGGUGUUGCUUAGAAUUGAGUAAAUGAGGUAUGUUUGAGUGAAAAUAAUAUGUGUAUCUAUUGAUUCUUUUAGCCCUUGUUCGAGAGAAGUCAAGGAAAUCAGGGCCAGAAAUAGGACUUCAUUUGAAGUAAUUUUGUAUUCUAUACUGUAGAAUUAACCUGCCUAAACACCUCUAUGGUAAUUAUUGAAGCUGAUUUCCUUUAACUUCUUUGCUACAUAUCCAGAGCGGAUAAGGUCUACUAGAAAUUAAACUUGUAUUAUAUUUGGUCCUUAUUCUUAUCUUACCGUACUAUCUGUGUUUUUUCUAACUGUAUUUAUUUUUGUUAUUAUUAGUUUUGUAAGAGAUUUUUUCACUCUCAGGAAACAUUUGAAUGUGUAUCUUCUCUGUAAACAAUAGCAAUAGCACAAUCAAGUAAGUACACUUGGAAAUAUGAAGAGUUUUUUGUAUGCCGGCUAUUAGUAAAUUAGUUAGAGUAAAUUUAAAUUUAUUUUUAUCAUUUAAUGUCAUUUGUAGGAGUGUAGUAUUUUAUUUUCAAAAAGAAGCCCUUCUUUUUAAGUUUUAAUACUGUGAAGCCCUUCUUUUUAAGUUUUAACACUGUGAUAAAGGAAAGUGAUUGUACAUGGAUUUAAGAGUAAGGCCUUUUAAUGUACCCACCACACAGCCACUGAAGGUGGGCCUCGAAUGUACUAUUAACACUGAAAGUAGUGGUGGGUGAAAUGAUGCUCAAAACAGCAUGGUUUGUGUCUCCUAUAAGAAGAGCACUGUGAGAGAGCAUUAUUUGGUGUGACAUGAAUGAAUUAAAUGUCCUUGCAAACACAGUAAGAUGAGAAAGGUUCUACCUUGAAGAACUCGAUUGCUGAAAAUAAAUAUUGGUUGAGUAUUUUAAAA